Molecule: messenger RNA, 1546 nt
Organism: Varroa destructor (honeybee mite)
Lineage: Eukaryota; Metazoa; Arthropoda; Arachnida; Mesostigmata; Varroidae
Gene: BCAS2
Product: BCAS2 pre-mRNA processing factor
Biological process (GO): mRNA processing
Cellular component (GO): precatalytic spliceosome; Prp19 complex; catalytic step 2 spliceosome
Source: RefSeq, a predicted model, not a curated record
AUUGGGUGUUGAUGGGUUCAAUACACUCAUAUAUAGCUGGAAACAUUUUGUGAAGAGAAAACUGUGUUAGAUUGUUUCAAACUAGGCGUCCAAAAUUCAAUCUAUUACUCUGACGUAUGUCAGGGUGAAGUGACGUAAUGGUGUACCAGGUUAUAGGCAGUACAGGUGGAGCGGGACAAGCUGGCAGCGUUGUGGGCGGUCCAGCCGGGGAUGGUGGUGCCGUAGUUGUCGAUGCUUUACCAUAUAUUGAUCACGAGUAUGAUGGUCCGGGAGUGCGUGAAGCUGUGUUAGCCAUGGUGGAAGAAGAGACCCGCCGAUACCGACCUACGAAAAAUUAUCUCGAGCACCUCCCGUCGCUCAAUUUGCACGCCUUUGAAACGGACAUUAUGCGAGCGGAGCUUGAGCGUUUACAAUCUCGCACACCAAUGGACAUGAUCUCGAUGAAACGCUACGAACUGCCCCCCCCGGUUCACGGACGCCACAACGACUUACAGGCCUGGACAGAGGCCGUAGAAAAUUCGUACGCACAAUUAGAACAGCAAGUAACUCGCAUUAUUAAUUUGGAACUACUCGAGAAAUACGGCGCGGAAGUGUGCAAAGCCCAUAAUGAGGUUCUUGUCGGUCUAGCGCGGCAUGUUCAGGGACGGCUACGUGACAUGCGCGCACAGAUUCAGGACAUUCACUUAGGCAGAAAAACCGAACAGACCGAAGUUGGUGAAAGAUUACAGCUGCUUGAAUCUCAGUGGGUCGGACUUGUGUCGAAAAAUUACGAGAUCGAGCGCGCCUGUGCUGAACUUGAAAAGGAAAUGGUGGCAUCUGAACAUCAGGAGGAUUCGGCCGUUGAAGGAUGGACUUCUGAAUCUGUAAGAGACGAUAAAAUGGAUAUAUCUAGCAAUGGUGAUAAACACCAGGAUAAUAAAGGUGCCUAUGAGAAGAGUGAAGAACCACCCACCAAGAAGAUUCGGGGCCCCGAAUAGACAUAGUCCGUGCCGUUUCUUGGAGAGAUCUUGUUUUGAGAACCUUCGCUGCGGCCUUGGUUAAGAUGAUGAUGGACAGAGAUGUCAUUGAGUCUAUUUUUUUUGUACGAUUUUUGUUAUAUAUUUACGGUUACAGCCAUGUUUCCGAAGUUAAUUAGAAUUCGAAAUUGAUUUGUUAUUGUCUGUAGAAACGUUUACCCAGACAUUUAUGAAGUGCAUCCAAGUCUUUGAUAGUGACGGAUUCCAGACUGUAUGGACAGUAUACCAAAAUUUCUUAAGAAUUCUUGAAACAAACACAUCGCAUUGUAAAGACCCAGCUGUCGGUCACAACAGCGUACAGAAUGUAUGUUAGAUAUAUUCAAUGUUUCCGAACGAUUUUUUUCGUUUACAAAAUCUACCAAAAACAUUUGAAUCCUUCAAAGAUUAGUUUCUGCUAACCUAAGUGUAUUAAAGCAUAAGAUAUUUGAGAUUCAAAAAAGAUGUAUUACUAUAAUUCGUUAUGAAAUACUAUACGAAUGUUUUCAUCCGUAUAGUACAUUUAAAUAAAAAAGUGAAUGUAUGUAUGUGUA